This is a messenger RNA of Zygosaccharomyces rouxii, 795 nucleotides long. It is a transcript of the gene SHB17, whose product is annotated as sedoheptulose-bisphosphatase. Gene Ontology annotation, biological process: ribose phosphate biosynthetic process. Gene Ontology annotation, molecular function: sedoheptulose-bisphosphatase activity. The transcript has a single exon. Lineage: Eukaryota; Fungi; Ascomycota; Saccharomycetes; Saccharomycetales; Saccharomycetaceae. The record is from RefSeq and is a predicted model, not a curated record. Bases 1 to 795 code for a protein of 264 amino acids.
AUGACUACAUCAUCACCUAAACCUACACCAACACCACGUUGCGUUAUCAUUAGACAUGGUCAAACUGAAUGGUCAGUGUCCGGUCAAUACACUGGUAAGACCGAUUUGCCUCUAACUGAAAAAGGUGAAAAGUUGGUAUGCGACUCAGCUGAAGCUCUGUUCAGGAAUAAUCUGCUUAAUCCAGAUCACAUUACCUAUGUGUUUACCAGUCCACGUCAAAGAUCUAUCAAGACUAUGGAAUUGAUGUUAUCCUCAUUGACCGAAGAACAAAAAUCAAAGAUAAAAGUAGUUGUGGAUGACGAUUUACAAGAAUGGGAUUAUGGUGAUUAUGAAGGUAAACUGACCUCAGAAAUUCGUGAACUUCGUAAGUCUCGUGGAUUGGAUAAAGAGAGACCAUGGGUUAUUUGGAGAGAUGGUUGUGAAGGUGGUGAAAGUUCCGACCAGGUUGCCAUGCGUGUAUCAAGAGCCAUAGCGAGAAUUCAAUCGCUGCACGAUCAACAUUUGAAGCAAGGUAUCACAUCCGAUAUUCUGGUGUUUGCACACGGACAUUUGUUGCGUUACUUCGCUGCCAUCUGGACAGGGUUAGGUGAAGAAGCGGAAAUGAGUCCAAAGGAUGCCGCUGUUAGGGCUUGUCAAGAUCCAGACGUCCCUCAUAUUACAUUGGAAAAAUACCAUUAUAUGCACAGAAAUCCAAAAUUAAUGCUUGAUGCUGGUGGUGUCGGUGUUUUGUCUUAUGAACAUAACAACUGCGCUGAGCCUGCUAUGGUUAUCGCAGGCCCAUUCACAGUCAACUAG